AUGGAAGUCUCCUGGGGGAAGGACAUUGUACUGGAUCUUAUCCUCUGGAAGACAAGGGACAUCCACCGCCUAUCCUUCAUGUUGGACCCUCAGGAGAACAGACUCCACCAACAACUCAAACACUUCCCCCACCUCCUGCAGCUAGUCAAGGCGGCCAGCACACUCCCCCCGAUCAAGACACCCACCAUGCAGGCAGGACUUCCAGAUUCGACCACUUUUCUGGAAAGCCCGCUGGAAUGGUGGUUCCUUUCGAUGGAUAAUGACAACACCACUCUCACCGCACGGAUUGGAGACCUGUUCGAGUUGGAGAUAGACAGGAAUAACAAGUUCAAGGCGGCAUACAAGCGCCGACUCUCCCGGAAAUCGAAGUGUAUAAGAGACGACCUCAUUACACAACUUGCAGGAACUAAUACUCGGCGGAUGUCACAAGCAUACCUGGACGCGAUACAGACACCGCAUGCUGGAGUCGUCGGAGAUCGCCUGGCUCAGAGAAUACGCUCACUCAUCCUCCUCGACAACGGCAAGACAAAGGUAACUUUAGGGACUGCCUCCACCAGACAGAUCCGACAGUACCUGUCCCCGACUCCCGAACCCGAACCUCCCCCGACCCCCUCGACGAUGCACCCUGAAUCCGGCACCAAGUCCCAAUGGCGCAAGUUCUGGAAAACCAAGAUUCCACAUAGAGCCCGUUCUUUCUGGUGGCGAUACAAGCGUGACAUUAUCCCAUGUGGCACGCUUCGGGCCCACAGGUGGAAACAGGACGCCCAUUGUGACGCUCAGGGAUGCAGGGAAAGAAAGGCUGACAAAAACCACCAUGUCUUCGGAUGCAAGGGCAAGUACCUAGCAUGGCAGUUCAUUUUGCGAGAAUACACGGACAAGCCCACAUGGUCCGAUGAAGAUCUCCAUACUUUGCUCUCCUUUAAACCCCCCAUCUGUUCCAUUAAGCCCAAAUACACAUCACCCCUCCACAAUUGCUGGCGUGCUGCCUUAUAG
Linnemannia hyalina is the source of this 993-nucleotide messenger RNA. The record is from the annotation of a GenBank genome assembly. Lineage: Eukaryota; Fungi; Mortierellomycota; Mortierellomycetes; Mortierellales; Mortierellaceae.